AUGCAAACUCUUCUGAUUUUGGCCCUUGUGUGCGUUGGAGCUUAUGCUCAAUUCGGUGGUGGAGGUAGAGAUGGAAUCUUGAAUGGACACAACAACCUUCGUUCCAAGAUUGCCAAGGGACAAUACGUGGCAAGAGGAACUCGUAAGCCAAGUGGAUCCAACAUGCUGAAGAUGAAAUGGGACGGAUCUCUCGAAUCUUCUGCUCAAAACUAUGCCAACUCAUGUCCAUCCGGACACUCCACCAUUUCUGAUAUCGGAGAGAACCUCUACUACUACUGGUCUAGAGAUAUCGGUAACCUCGACCGAUUCGGAGGAAUGGCUUCUGCUGCUUGGGAGUCUGAAUUCCAAGACUACGGAUGGUCAACCAACAAAUUCACAAUGUCUCUUGCUAACACUGGCGUUGGACAUGCUACUCAAAUGGCUUGGGCUCUGACUGAUAAGAUUGGAUGUGGAGUUAAGAACUGCGGACCAGAUGGAUCAAAGGGAGGAUUGACUAGAGUUGUUGUUGUCUGUCACUACAAGAUUCAAGGAAACUACAUCUUCAAAAGCAUUUACAACGAGGGAUCCACCUGCUCCUCCUGCCCAUCUGGAACCAGCUGCGAGCAAUCUUCCGGACUUUGCGCUUAA
Molecule: messenger RNA, 627 nt
Organism: Caenorhabditis remanei
Lineage: Eukaryota; Metazoa; Nematoda; Chromadorea; Rhabditida; Rhabditidae
Exons: 3
Coding region: 1-627 (208 amino acids)
Source: RefSeq, a predicted model, not a curated record